This is a messenger RNA of Glycine soja, 2202 nucleotides long. RefSeq names its product protein indeterminate-domain 7-like. Gene Ontology annotation, cellular component: nucleus. NCBI's taxonomy places the organism in Eukaryota, Viridiplantae, Streptophyta, Magnoliopsida, Fabales, Fabaceae. Gene Ontology annotation, molecular function: DNA-binding transcription factor activity. The transcript is spliced from 4 exons. The record is from RefSeq and is a predicted model, not a curated record. Bases 461 to 1957 code for a protein of 498 amino acids.
AGAGAAUCCUCUUCUUCUCAUCCACACCCCUCUCUCUCUCUCUCUUUCUGAUAAUGAGUUUAUACUUUUAAACAACAGGGUCUAUAUUUUUGUUCAUAUUUGUGUGGCUAUCCUUGGAUUUUAUAUAUUAUUUAUUUCCUUGGUAAUAUUAUCAUAUACAUAUAUCUUAUGUAUCAAGCAUGGUUUUUCAAACCAUGAAGGAGAAAAAUACGGAUUGCGGCUACACCACCAUCUGCUUCACCUUCCACUUCUCUUUAUCAUAACUCCCUCCUACUUGUUUCUUCUGCUCUUUCAAAAAAAACAAAACUUGUCUCUUGGGUCAGUUCCAAACUAGUAACAAGUUUUCUAGUAGAGGUUUGUCCUUUGGAUCCCAGAAACCUUUCCAGCAUUUGAAAAACCAAGAUCUAUGGCCUAUACCACAACCUUAGGUUUCUAAAACUUGCAAGUUGCAAGUAUAUAUAUGGAGAUGAAGGGUUUUAUGUUCUACCAACAACAGCAACAGCAACAAAUAGUGGAGGAGAACAUGUCAAAUUUGACUUCUGCAUCUGGUGAAGCUAGUGCUUCCUCAGGUAACAGAACUGAAAUUGGAACCAGCUACAUGGCUCCACCACCAACUCAGAUUCAACCACCAAAGAAAAAAAGAAACCUCCCUGGCAAUCCAGACCCUGAUGCUGAGGUUAUAGCCUUGUCCCCCAAGAGUCUUCUUGCCACAAACAGGUUCAUUUGUGAGAUCUGCAACAAAGGAUUUCAAAGAGACCAGAACCUUCAGCUUCACAGAAGAGGGCACAAUUUGCCAUGGAAGCUGAAGCAGAGAACAAGCAAAGAGGUGAGGAAGAAGGUGUAUGUGUGUCCAGAGCCAAGUUGUGUGCAUCAUGACCCAUCAAGGGCCCUGGGGGACCUAACUGGGAUCAAGAAGCACUUCUGCAGAAAGCACGGUGAGAAGAAGUGGAAAUGUGACAAGUGCUCCAAGAAGUAUGCAGUUCAAUCAGAUUGGAAAGCUCACUCCAAAACCUGUGGCACUAGGGAGUACAGAUGUGACUGUGGAACCCUCUUCUCAAGGAGGGACAGUUUCAUAACCCACAGAGCUUUCUGUGAUGCAUUGGCAGAGGAGAGUGCAAGAGCCAUCGCAAACCCACUUCUUCCCCCACAACAACAACAAUCUUCUUCCUCUCACAUGAGUACUCUCCAAACCCAAUUCAACCCUCAAAACCUCCAUGCCUUCCCAUUGAAAAAAGAAAUGCCCCCUUGGCUUGGCCCACCAGCAACAGUAGUUGUUGAUCAUCAUCUGUCUUCAUCCUCAUCCAUAAUGUUCUCUCCUCCACACCAAGAAAACCCUAACCCUAGUCUUGGUCCCACUCUUGCUGCCUACCAAACAGUCCCUAAUCCACACAUGUCAGCCACUGCAUUGCUGCAGAAAGCAGCUCAGAUGGGUGCAACCAUGAGCAGAAGUGGUUCCACACCAGCCAUGACUGGGCCCCACCAUCAUGCUCACGUGUCUCAUUUUGGCUUGAACUUGUCCUCACGUGAAGACACCACCACCACCACCCCUUCAACAACAACUACUAAUGCUAACACUGCUACAGUGUUCAGCCAUGGCUUAUUAUCAUCAUCACCAUUGGGGAAUAAAGCUGCUGCUGCUGCUGCUGUGUCUUCUUCCGCACCAUCCCUUCUUCACGAUGUUAUCAACUCUUUCUCUUCUCCUUCUGCCUUUGAAGGAACCCCUUUUGAGGAUGCAUUCAUUCAGAGCUCAAAGAAACUAGAUGAUGAUCAUAACUUGUAUUUGCAUGACACAUUCUCAAAAACAAGUGGUGCAGCUGGGAAUAAUAUUAAUGAAGGGUUGACCAGAGAUUUCUUGGGUCUUAGGCCCCUCUCUCAUGCUGAUAUUCUCACCAUCGCUGGCAUUGGAAAUUGCAUCCAUGAUCAGCAGAACCAGUCUCAAAAGCCAUGGCAAGGUUAGCUAUAGCUAUGUAGCUCCAUAUAUAUAUGUGGAUCUUCUUUUUCAUCCUUUAAUUAAUCAUCUAUAUAUAUAAAUUUUUUCCCUUUUAAAUUAGUGUAACUUUUGUUUAUGAUCUUUUCGAUCUUCCCAAAGGGAAGGACCUCUCUGAAUCGAUCCCAAUGUUUUUAUUCCUUAUGUACUUAUCUACGAAUCGCAAUAUUGUGUUCAUUAUUACACAGAUGAAUUUUAUGUUAUAUAUAAGAAAA